AUGAACUUAAGAUCCCUCGCCCUACUCCUCACUGCUACCGCAAUCCCUCAGGUCGUAGUCGCAGGUCCGCUUGCCUACGCUAUUUGUCAGACAGGAUGCAAUGGCCUGGCUGUCGCUUGCUACGCCGGUGCCGGGUUCACAUUUGGGGUCGCACUCCCUGCAGCACCUCCUGUGCUGCUUGCGUGCAAUGCGGCCCUUGGGGGGUGUAUGGCGGCUUGUGCCGUGGUUGCGCUUACACCCACUCCCUGA
Suillus fuscotomentosus is the source of this 249-nucleotide messenger RNA. RefSeq lists its product as uncharacterized. The record is from RefSeq and is a predicted model, not a curated record. Bases 1 to 249 code for a protein of 82 amino acids. The transcript is spliced from 2 exons. NCBI's taxonomy places the organism in Eukaryota, Fungi, Basidiomycota, Agaricomycetes, Boletales, Suillaceae.